AUGUCCGACGAUUUAGUUUGUCUGGUUUGUGGCGACCGAGCACUCGGCAAGAAUUUCGGUGCCGUUACGUGUGAGUCGUGUAAAGCAUUCUUCCGGAGAAAUGCCCACAAAAUCAGACUAUUUGUGUGUAAUUUCGACAACAAAUGCCAAUUAGACUCAAUCACCAGAAGAUUCUGUCGCACGUGUCGACUCACAAAAUGCUUUGAUAUCGGAAUGAAAGAGGAUUGGAUAUUAAGUGAUUUGGAGAGAGAGGAAAGACGUCUGAAGAUUGAGUCGAGACGUCUUAAGCGAAAACAUAGCCAAUCCAAUGAUAAUAGUCAUACAAACAACAAAUCUACUGAUUCCUCACCACCUGAAGCCUGUGUCACAUCCACUGGUGAUGAUAGCGCCGACACCAGUAACUCAACUCUCAUAUUAUGCAACAGUAGUGGCGCUGAAGAUUCGCCUAAUAAUUGUCAACAAAUGUCUGCCAAAGUGUUUGAUCCGCACUAUAAGGUUACAGACAAUGCCUAUGAAAGUGUGGUUGAGUUUGACUUCGCGGUCAUCCCUAUCGCCCGACCCAUCACUGACUACAACAACAACUUUACUGAGAAUGAGUUCCUUAGGCUCCAGGAGCUGUUGUCGGCCACCAAUCAUAUGCAGCGAAACUACAUACCAGUGGCCACUGAAGAGCCCAAACAAUUCAACGACUUUUUGAAUUGUCUGCUCCGGAAGUGUGAGAAUGAUAUCCCGGUUAUUGUGAAAAUGUGUCAGAGUUUGCAUGGAUUCAACACCAUCUGCGAGUCCGACCAGAUCUCACUCCUCAAGUUUGGGACACUUGAAGUGAUUUUAUUCAGAUUUGUGGUCACCAUUGACCGCAACACCAAUUGCUAUAUUGUGGUCGAGGAUAACAAAUCAACCAGGCUCAGUUUGGAAUUCUGGAAGUGCUCGCGUGAAGCGAUCAAAUAUACCGGUCAUAGUAACUGGAUCAACAAAAUGUUGAGCCAAUGGGAUGGCGACCCUAUUAUUUUGGAUUUGUUAACGGCAAUAUUGCUAUUCAACCCAAACCGGCCUAACCUCCAACAUGUUGAGGCUAUUAAACUUCAAAGGUAUUGUUAUAUGCAUUUACUCAAUCGAUACCUACUAUUGAAAUACCGGUCCGAUUGCGAGGCUAAGACGCGACUCUUAUUUUUUAUGAGUAAUUUUGAUGACAUUCACGACUUGAGUGUAAGACACGCCACCUCUUUCAUGCGGGACCACCCGAACCUCCAGAACCCCUUUCCCCUUCUCAAAGAGAUUUGCAACAUCAAUACAACUAAUACUAGCAAGAAUUUCGGUGCCGUUUCGUGCGAGUCAUGCAAAGCAUUCUUCCGUAGGAAUGCCCACAAAAAGGAUAGUAUUUGGUGUCAUUUCAACAGCAACUGUCGUAUAGACCCCAUCACCAGAAGAUUCUGUAAAUUCUGUCGAUUGAAGAAAUGCUUUGUUGUCGGAAUGAAAGAGAGUUGGAUAUUAAGCGAUGAGGAGAGGGAGGAGAGACGACUCAAAAUCGCGACAAACCGUCAAAAGUUGAGUCAACGCCACAAAGGUAUCAAUACUGAUGGGUCACCGCAGAUAGCAUCGGACACAUCCAGUGAUAGCCAUUUGACACAACAGUCGGACAAUAAUCCUAGUGCUGAACAACCGGAUGACCUUUCACUCGACAUAUCGGAUGACUUAAUCAAAAUUAUAGCAGACAUUGAUUUAGACGACAUUCCCAUCGAGCGAUCGAUCGCUGAAAACCACAAACAGCUUAAUGACAGUGAAUUGGGUCGUCUCCAAGAAGUGAUCACUGCGUCCAACCAUUCCCUACCGGACCUCAUUCCUAUCGCCACAUCAGAGGCCACAGACUUUUAUGAGUUUAUUCAUUGUUUGCGAAAUAAGGGCGAAACGGAAAUACCACUUAUUGUGCGGAUGUGCCGCCAUUUAAGGGCAUUUGACACCCUUUGUGGUGACGACCAGAUCUCACUCCUCAAGUUCGGGGCGAUCGAGAUGUUGGUUCAGAGGCUUAUUUGCACUUAUGAUUCGGCCACCAAAUGCUUCAUUAUACCCCAGGGUGACAAAUCAACCAAGCUCAGUCUGGAAUUCUGGAGAUUCCAAGAGAGAAAAUAUACGGGAUAUAUGAACUUGUUAAGCACAAUGUCGAGUAAAUGGGAUGGAGACCCACUUGUCAUACAUUUGGAUUGGAUACUGAAUGACGAGGAGAGGGAAGUCCGACGAAUCAAAAUAGAGACCAAACGCCAGAAGCGGAAGUAUAACGACGACAGCAAUAGUUAUAUCGACUCUUCCAGCGAUUCAUCCCCUGAACAGUCAAAUUCAGGCUACAAUUAUGCCCACAAAGACAUCAAUGACAUAAACACAAACACCUGUUCCCCACCAGACGUUAAGAGCACCAUAACCAAUGAUGGCGCUGGCAAUGGAUCCAAUAUAUCCAAUUUACACGGUAUGAAAGUGGGAGUGCUUUCACCACACAUUAGCGACAUAUCAACCGAUGAUAAUAACACCGAUGCCGUUGUGUCUGACAACUGGUCUGUCGUACCGGUUGGGCGAUCCAUCACUGACUCUGACACUAACUCAAGAGGUAUGGAAGUGGAAGUGUUUGCGCCAAAAUCAUCAGAAGAUGAUAUCAACAAUUUGAUUAAGUUUGACGACUGGCCUGUCGUACCCAUUGGGCGACCCAUCACUGACUACAACAACGGCUUCAACGAGAAAGAGUAUAAUAGUCUCAAUGAGCUGAUGGCGGCCACCAGUCAUUUGCAGCGAAACUUCAUAUCAUUUGUCACGUCAGAGCCCACCGUUUCCGAGGAAUGCGCCAGAAUUUUGUUCACUAAAUGCGAGAAAGAUAUCCCAAAACUGGUGAAGAUGUGUAAGAGUUUGCGCGGAUUUAACACUGUCUGCGACUCCGACCAGAUCUCACUCCUCAAGUUGGGGGGACUGGAGAUGAUAUUAUUGCGCUCAAUCAUCACCUAUGAUAGUCUCACCGAUAGUUGGAUUGUGUUCGAGUUAACGUUGAUAUUGCUGUUUAAUCCCAACCGACCGAACCUCACACAUAGGGAUACCGUUAAACUCCAGCGACAUAUGUACAUGCAUUUAUUGCAACGAUAUUUACAUUUAAAAUAUCGGUCUGAAUGCGAGGCAAAGUUACGGCUAAUGAGACUAAUGAGUAGUUUCGAAGAUAUCCAUGAGCUGGGCAUAUGUCACGCCAAUGCCUUCAUGGAUUGGAUACUGAAUGACGACGAGAGGGAAGUCCGACGAAUCAAAAUAGAGACCAAACGCCAGAAGCGGAAGUAUAACGACGACAGCAAUAGUUAUAUCGACUCUUCCAGCGAUUCAUCCCCUGAACCGUCAAACUCAGGCCACAAUUAUGCCCACAAAGACAUCAAUAAUAUCGACACAAACACCUGUUCCCCUCCAGACAGCGAGAACACCACAAACUUUGAUGGCUUUAACGAAUCGGACUCCCGAGGAAUGGAAGUGGAAGUGCUUUCGCCGCAUAUUAACGACAUAUCAGACGAUGAUAUCAGCGAUUUGAUUGAGUUUAACAACUGGCCUGUCAUACCGGUGGGUCGACCCAUCACUGACUACAACAACAACUUCAACGAGAAUGAGUUCAGUCGUCUCAAUGAGCUGUUGGCCGCCACCAGUCAUUUGCAGCGAAACUUCAUACCAUUUGUCACGUCAGAGCCCACGGAGUUUCACGACUGCAUCCACACUAUACUAAACAAAUGCGAGAAAGACAUCCCAAAUAUGGUGAAGAUGUGUAAGAGUUUGCGAGGAUUUAACACUGUCUGCGACUCCGACCAGAUCUCACUCCUCAAGUUGGGGGGACUGGAGAUGCUUAUGUUGCGGUCCAUUGUCACCUAUGAUAGUCUCACCGAUAGUUGGAUUGUAUACGAGGAUGAUAACAAAUCGUCUCGGGUUAGCCUGAAUAUGUGGAUAAAAGACCCUGAUCCAUCUAUAAGUGUAGGCCUAUAUGAAGAACAUAAGAAAUAUAUAACAAAUAUGAUGGACCUAUGGGAUGGCGAUCCCCUUGUUCUCGAUUUGGAUUUCAAAUGUCCUUUCGAUAACAAUUGUCGCAUCGAUUUAGUCACCAGAAAGUUCUGCAAGAAGUGUCGGCUCAAGAAAUGCUUGGAUUUGGGAAUGAAAAAAGAAUGGAUCCUUUCGGACGAAGAGAAAGUGAAUCUGCGGAACAAAAUCGUCGAAAACCGAAAGAAACGCCAAACCGGUCAGAGAUUGCCCUCAAAGGUGGCCGACUCGACCACGACCUACCAGUUCCCAAAUGUGGUGAACUUAAUCCAAAACAAUUACGACGUGAACAGCGAGAGGACCACCUCGUCAUCCAAUGGCGACUAUCCCAAGAGCUCACCGCCCGCUCAAGACAUUGAAAUGCAUUCAAUCAUCAAAUACACGAGCAAUGAGGUGAUGGGUAGUGUCGGUGCGGUUGCCGUUCCCGUCGUCGAGCAUAAGCCUCACUCGGAAUUGCAGCAAAUAUUUGCCGAUUUGAGUUCACCCUCACAGCAGUCGAGUCUUUCAACCAGUGGUACACCGAUUGGGAGUCCAUUGAAGGCCGACGAGACACAUAAAUGCAAUGUUAAUCCUUUGAAAGGGUUGUCCGCUAUUAAUGAGUGCACCGAUUGCUACGACUCUGCGCCCAAACCGCGAAACUUUCCCAUCGAUGCCAUCAAUAACAGCAACGAUACUAAUCACUCGUUGUCCGACAUUAUAUACCCCAACCAGUGCUCUGUUAUCACCGACACCUCCAUCGAGACUAUCAAAAACAGUUGCAUUGAGAGCUUCGGCUGUUUUUCGACCAAAACUACAAACAAUAAUAGCGUUCAUAAUAAUCAUAAUGAAGAGAGUGAUCACAAAGAGAUCGUAAAACUUCAGAAGAUAUCAAACACUGUGUAUCAAAAG
Oppiella nova is the source of this 4929-nucleotide messenger RNA. Lineage: Eukaryota; Metazoa; Arthropoda; Arachnida; Sarcoptiformes; Oppiidae. The record is from the annotation of a GenBank genome assembly.